This is a messenger RNA of Sarcophilus harrisii (Tasmanian devil), 879 nucleotides long. Its product is annotated as keratin-associated protein 5-5-like. The coding region runs from base 41 to 430 and encodes 129 amino acids. The transcript has a single exon. Gene Ontology annotation, cellular component: keratin filament. The record is from RefSeq and is a predicted model, not a curated record. Lineage: Eukaryota; Metazoa; Chordata; Mammalia; Dasyuromorphia; Dasyuridae.
UCACCUGCAAACCGAUCCAGAACCUCAAUCCACCAACAGCAUGGUCAGCUCCUGUUGUGGCUCCACCUGCGGUGGCCAGGGCUGUGGCUCUGGCUGUUGUGGCUCCCGCUGCUGCUGCCAGCCUUGCUGCCGCCCCUGCUGCUGCAUUUCUAGCUGCUGUCAGCCAUGCUGCUGCCGCCCCAGCUGCUGUAUUUCCAGCUGCUGCCAGCCCUGCUGCUGCCGCCCCAGCUUCUGUAUUUCCAGCUGCUGCCAGCCCUGCUGCUGCCGCCCCAGCUGCUGUACUUCUAGCUGCUGCCAGCCCUGCUGUUGCCACCCCUGCUGCUGCCGCCCUUGCUGCUGCCAGCCCUGCUGCUGCCGCCCCAUCUGCUGCCAGACCACUUGCUGCAGAACCACCUGCUGCCACCCAACCUGCUGUGGCUCUUGCUGCUGAGCUCUGCUGACCUCUCACAUCUGUCUGCAUAUGCCCACCAUCCCCAUGUUCUCUCAGACUGGCAGCACUUCAUUUCUCCCACUGAUUUAGUUCAAAAAGACCUUCUUCAGGGCAAACAGUAUCACACAUUCAUCCACGUGAGACCGUUUCCAAUGAACAUUACCUACUCAACAUCCCACUGUCAUCUUUCUCUUGCCUUCAUCCUCUUACGUGAACGCCAAAUGUUUAUUUAAUUUAUAUCCAUCCAGUAUGAUUCGUCACAAUUCCCCCACAUCCUCAUUGUCACUGAAGAAGACAAUAUCGACCAUGUGUUUAGCUCACAAUCGGCUUUUCUUACUCAGCUUGCAAUGAGAUUUCUUUCUCAAUUUGCCCAUCAUACGAAUUUGUCUUUGUCUUGGUCUUAGUGUUUGUCCAAUUCCAAAUAAAGCUUCCUGGAAAUUAAAGGAAUC